CGCUUUUACAGCUCUGUGUCUGUGAUGUAGCUCCAGAUGAAAGUUGGCACAGUCCUGUUGGCUAAAGUGUCAGGAGAGAAAUAACGCAUAACUAAGGAGCUUAAAUGAACGGAGGGGCAUAACGUCCGCUUUUCAAGAAGCCCUCAUUAAGGAGCGACAUUAUGUUUUCACCCAAAAUCUGUUUUGAGGAGUGCUGACUUCUUCCUCCUAAAGGACUAAUGGAAGUUGACAUCUGCUUUGAAAACCAUCUGAAUUCAUGGAUUUCGUAAGGCCGAUGAGUUUAGUCAUGGAUGAUCGUGGAUCCCAGCCCCAUCCGCGGAGCACGUCCUUGAGGGUGUCGACCAAAACCAAAGCCCCGUCCCCACCAGGACUGAAGACAGCCGAUUGCUCAGGUUUCUCCCAGUGGCACCCAGGAAGCCCUCGUUUAACCAUGGACCAGAAGGAAAACCUGAUGGAUAAAGAGCUCUCUCUUAUUGUGGUUUUGCCUGGUGGAGUAGAAAAGAACACCCAAGUUGAAGGAAGCAAACCCCUGAUGGAUCUGUUGGUCACACUGUGUGCGAAGUAUCACCUAAAUCCAUCAAGCCACACUUUAGAACUGGUCACUGCCAACAGGAACAACAUCAAACUCAAGCCCAAUGCCCUUAUAGGAACCUUAGAUGCAGAAAAGAUCAUAUUGAAACCGAAGGGAGAGGAUAAAAAUAAGAAGGCUGGUCCACAGAUGCCAGAGACUACUGUUCGGAUGGUGAUAAACUACAAAAAGAUGCAAAAGACGGUGUUAAGAGUAAAUCCUAGAGUUCCCCUCCGUGAACUGUUGCCAGCGAUAUGUGAGAAAUGUGAAUUUGACACAGAGACCACAGUUCUGCUGAGAGACAUCACAUCAUCAGCCCCCUUAGACUUGUCGUGGUCUCUUAAUGAUUAUGCAAUAAGGGACGUUUAUGCAAAAGACACACAAGGACAAGUUGUUUCUCCUGUGUGCCUAAGCUCACCAGUCCCUGCAGGACUGGUAACUCCAGGGAAAGAUAAAAUUCAGAAAGAAAAAGAAAAUAAAGGCCUCUUCAGCAAAUUUAGAAAAAGCAAAAAGAAAUCAGACCAGCCAACGACUGUCAGUGCCCCAGCUUCUCCUGUGCUUGUCAGCAAGCCUCGACCGCUCAGCAUGGCCUUACCCUGCUCAAAUUCAACUCCUAUCGACUCUUCAACGUUCUCCGAAGUGCCAAAGAAGAGACGUGCGCCCCAACCGCCGAUUCUCACAUCUCAGAGCGGUCGCUCAGACUUCACCACCCGCCAGAGAAUCAACUCUGAACCCAGCACCCAACUUGAUGGGAUUCAGAGGAGUCCUUUAAGUCGCGGAUUCUCGGCAGAAUCUUCACUGAGGAGGACCAAACGCAAGGCUCCUGCACCUCCAACAUCUACAAGAACUAACGUUGAAAAAGCUUUGUCAGAAGAGGAACAUGCUCAAGCAACUACAGUUUCUUCCAUGCUGCAGGAGAUUAGAGAACAGGAGGAGGCUGCUGGAUCUGCAAGCUCUUCCGCUCCUCCCAAAACCCAGGGAGAGAAUGGCAUCCUCAACGUGUCCCCCGAAUCCUCGCUCCACUCACCUUCUCCAGAUGCAGAAAGUGGGAGUACAGUGGAGGCGGGUGGGGAAGAUCAGUGUCUUGAUCUAUCCUCAGAUGGCAAACGAGUGGACGGCACUGUAAAUGAUUCUGCAGCUCUGGGUGUUAAAAGUAAUGACACAAACUCAUUUGAACCCACUACCACUGAUAACGUUGCAGUUCAAGUUGAAGAUGUUCACCCACAGCCCAUCUGCAAAGAGCCGAAAGCUGAUGGCAAUGAAAGCGGCCUACUUCCUUCUGUAAAAAAGGAUGCAGAAGUUCAGGUGUCCAGUGACGCAAAUCCAGAACCCCCUCGAGAGCUGCCUGAUGGGUCGGCGAGUUCAGUGACAACCAGCACGCAGUGUCCCGCUGGAGAAGAUGCUCCGGUGCAAACGGAUUCCACGGGACUUGCUGGGCCUCCACAACAACAUGUGGACAAAGUCUCUUUAUCAACUGCUCCAGUCACCUUAUUGCCAGCAGAGAAAAAAGAUAUGUCCACUUCAACAGAAGAGCUAGAACCCUCUAAACCCUCCGAAGGCACAUCUCUCCACACUUCAUCAACCUCUCCGUGCAAAGAAAAAAAGUCGAGUGUGCCAGCCCCAAAGAAAGCAUCGCUUAUGCAUGCAGCAGACCUUGAGCUAAAGCCGAAGCCUUCGAAUGAGCUGACGAGAGAUUACAUCCCUAAAGUCGGGAUGACAACCUACACGAUCGUGCCUCAAAAAUCGCUUGAGAGACACAGAUACUUUGAAGUUGCACUGACACUGGAAGCGUCUCAAGAAUCUCCGGGAGAAGAACUUGAUUCCGUUUCUCCCGGUUUGAAAGAGGACCAGGGACAGACUGUAGUUUUAAGAGAGAAAACUGAACUAAACUCUAACUUACCCAGGGAUGACUUGCUGUCUAGCACAAUUAAUACCACUACUACUUUUAGUACUAGUACACUGCAACACACUGUAAAUGGAAGCAUACCUGAACCUCCUCCUCCCUCACCACCCAUGACUGUCCAGAUCACAGACAAGAUCUCCUCUGCUAAUGAAGCUUCCCAAGCAGGUUUGCCAACAGAGGUCAAGGACAUGAAAAUUCCACCCGCAACUAAACCUAAGCCUGCUUCUUUCCGCUUGGCACAGCACAAAAAAACACCUGGAUUUUAUGUAACUUCAGCUGCUGAGAAAAGCCCUAGUGCCACUCCUGCCUCUGGCCUCAAGGAAACUCAAGGGAGUCCAGAUAGAGCAGGCCUGCCCUCUCCACCUUCCCCUCCUCCACCACCGCUUCUUACUCCUUCUUUAUCUCCUGUACAGUGUCAAGAGGAGAUGGCAGAGGCCACUGGAGUUCAGCUUAGUCCGAAGCAGGGUGACAAGAAUGUGGCCUCUAUGCGAGUGACAAGGCAAAGCAGUCUGCCGUCAAGAGAGCUGAGUGCUAGGUUAAGCUUGGAAAAAUUUAGGAGCUUUGCAGCUCCUAGACCUUUUGCUCCUUCGACGCCAUCCCGCUUCGCCCAGGCUGUGUCCUCUGCUGUGAAAAGAAGCCAGUCUCUGUCCCAUGGUCCAAAAUCACCUCCCUCCAAGGUGUCUCCGCCUGUUUCUCCAAUUACAAGUCCGUCAUCAGUCAUCCAGUCAAAGGGUUUAUCUGAACUCAAGGGUGAGGAGGUUACUCAGAUGGCAAAAGAGACCGGACUGUAGCUGUGCUGUAACUUCUACAGCUAUUUUUUUUUUUCUUCACUGAGGGGGUAAUCUUGUUUUCAUUUUUCUCUAGAAGUCUUCAUCCUGUGCUAUGAGCGAAGAAGCGGUUUUCCUUUGAAACCUGUUUCCAUGGUCUUCGCCAACCUUCAUAAACCUUUGGAUUUUAAUGAUUAUUUUUGUUAUAUCAUUCUUUUUAUUUUAGGCUAUUUUUGGCUUCUUUUAUGUGACAACUUUUAUGCAUUUAAUGUGAAGAGUUGUGAUCAGUGAUGGUAAAUAAUCCUAUAAAUUAUUAGUGAUUCCCAGAGCAAUAAUAUUAUUGGAUUUAUUAAGGAAAUGCAUUAUCUAAAUAAUACGGAAUGUGUAAGACAGAUCAGGUAUGACCUUAAGUAAAUGUUUCCAUAUUUAAGUUUUAAUUUCCAUUCCAGUGGAUUCAGAAGAGCACUGCUGUGUACAUUUGUACUUGUUUGGUGAUUGUUGUUAUGAUUAAAGCUUUUAGCAAGCCA
Xiphophorus couchianus (Monterrey platyfish) is the source of this 3765-nucleotide messenger RNA. It is a transcript of the gene cobll1b, whose product is annotated as cordon-bleu WH2 repeat protein-like 1b. The record is from RefSeq and is a predicted model, not a curated record. Bases 257 to 3262 code for a protein of 1001 amino acids. Gene Ontology annotation, molecular function: actin monomer binding. The transcript is spliced from 14 exons. NCBI's taxonomy places the organism in Eukaryota, Metazoa, Chordata, Actinopteri, Cyprinodontiformes, Poeciliidae.